Molecule: messenger RNA, 1803 nt
Organism: Dipodomys ordii (Ord's kangaroo rat)
Lineage: Eukaryota; Metazoa; Chordata; Mammalia; Rodentia; Heteromyidae
Gene: Lrrc3b
Product: leucine rich repeat containing 3B
Exons: 3
Coding region: 704-1483 (259 amino acids)
Molecular function (GO): protein binding
Source: RefSeq, a predicted model, not a curated record
UUGUCUGCUCUUCCUGCGAGGCUCCGGCGCCCGGGUCUGCUGCAACCACCGCAGCAGCUCGAACCAAGUCGGGCCCCACACGGCCGCUCGGGGGCCGCACCCUCGCUCCGUGGCGGCGCCCGGAGACGCCAGUCGCGCCACGCACUGCCUGCGUCCCGCGCGCCCCAGCCACCGCGUCUCCACGCCGCCGCCACAAGCCAACCGUGGCCGAGGAUCUGAGCCCCACCAGCCGGCUGGGGAAAGAGAAGGGGAGGAAGGGGUGGGCAGCCCAGCUGGCAGCCGGCUGGAGGUGGCGGCCGACGCAGCCCUGACUGCGCGCACACCCCUAGGCAGACGCACCCCACACCUCCUCCCUGCGCCAGGGGGAUGGAGCAGCCAUCUCAAGCCGGGACUGGCGCAAGGGCCCCAAGGAGCAGGAGGAGCAGGAAUCCACUCAACUCAGGGUCCUGGAGCAACAACUGAGAGUUGAGGCCACACCUCAGAGGCUGGGCCUGGCUGGUGACAGAACAGAACACAGCUUCCGAAUUGCCUGGAAACCUGAGGCUUCCAAGCAAAGACAAGAAUAAUGAAGAGACGCUUGUGUUAGCCACGACCUUUUAAAGCUCCACAAGAAGGAAAUCGAUGGUGUGGACAGAGCUGGAACCGUUGCCACACUAGUUGGAGUAAAUGAGGAAUGGACUUACGAUUAUGCUGACAUUCCAGCAUGAAUCUGGUAGACCUGUGGUUAACCCGCUCCCUCUCCAUGUGUCUCCUCCUACAAAGUUUUGUUCUUAUGAUACUGUGCUUUCAUUCUGCCAGUAUGUGUCCCAAGGGCUGUCUUUGUUCUUCCUCCGGAGGCUUAAAUGUCACCUGUAGCAAUGCAAACCUCAAGGAAAUACCCAGAGAUCUCCCUCCUGAAACAGUCUUACUGUAUCUGGACUCCAAUCAGAUCACAUCCAUCCCCAAUGAGAUUUUUAAGGACCUCCAUCAACUGAGAGUUCUCAACCUCUCCAAAAACGGCAUCGAGUUCAUCGACGAGCAUGCCUUCAAAGGGGUCGCCGAAACCUUACAGACUCUGGACUUGUCUGACAACCGGAUUCAGAGCGUGCACAAAAAUGCCUUCAAUAACCUGAAGGCCAGGGCCAGGAUUGCCAACAACCCCUGGCAUUGUGACUGUACUCUCCAGCAAGUGCUGAGGAGCAUGGCGUCCAACCACGAGACGGCCCACAAUGUGAUCUGCAAGACGUCGGUGUUGGACGAGCACGCAGGAAGACCCUUCCUCAAUGCUGCCAAUGACGCCGACCUUUGUAACCUCCCUAAAAAGACUACGGAUUAUGCCAUGCUGGUCACCAUGUUCGGCUGGUUCACCAUGGUGAUCUCGUACGUGGUCUAUUACGUGCGGCAAAACCAGGAGGAUGCCCGGAGACACCUGGAAUACUUGAAAUCCCUGCCAAGCAGGCAAAAGAAAGCCGAUGAGCCGGAUGACAUCAGCACGGUGGUGUAAUGCCCACCCUGGCUGCGGUGGAGGAAGGGGGUAGUUGGCCAGCGCCAGGAAGAAGACGCGGUGUGCUGCGCCCAUUCAUUGUCAACAUUUUGAAACUUUGUAUUCCAGUUCCUUUCGAAAUCGCAUCACUGUUGAACUAACCGUUCACAAAUGUUUAAACAUAACUAUUUUAGUUUAGGUGAUCUAUCUCCACCCACCCCCAACUUCCUCCCCCCCCCCCCCCACCUUAAUUGUAACCCUCCCUUCCCAACACCCCCACCCCACCCCACCCCACCUCGGCGGUUAUAUUCCUGAGUAAGCUACUAUUUGAUUGUUAGUUA